CUGUCUCCCGCAGGGCAAGUGGCCCUCCGUCUCGGCCCUGGACAUGUCUCCUCCGUCCUCCCCCGGGGAUGGCCUGGCCCCUCUCCCCGCCACAGGGUGCGGCUUCAUCAAGGGCCACCGCCGUUAAGCCUCCUGCGGCUCCGUCUACCCCCAGGCCCCAAACAAGGGCGGUGCCUCCCCCUCAGACUGCUGCAUCAUCCGGGUCAGCAUGGCACUGCAGAACGGCACGCUCUACAAGAGCAUCUUGGUAACAAGCCAGGAUAAGGCCCCCACCGUGGUGGCAAAGGUGCUGGAGAGACACAACCAGGACACGAAUCUGGCACAUGACUACGAGCUGGUGCAGCUGUUGCCGGAUGGCCGAGAGCUGGUCUUCCAGCCCAUGGCAAACGUCUUCUACGCCAGGAAUGGCUUCAGCCUGGACUUCCUGCUCCGGCCCAAGGGCCCACCGAGGAAGACCCGCCCUCCCACCCCCCCACUCAGGAGCCCCCGAGCCAGGGAGAUGGACAUCAGCGCCACCUUCCCAAAGAUCAAGGCCACUGGCCGCAGGAUCGCCCGGGCUCUUUUCUGAGGGGGAGGAGCUCUGGAGGGGGGCACCCACACAGCUC
Notechis scutatus (mainland tiger snake) is the source of this 605-nucleotide messenger RNA. The record is from RefSeq and is a predicted model, not a curated record. Lineage: Eukaryota; Metazoa; Chordata; Lepidosauria; Squamata; Elapidae.